AUGAGGAAGCCCCAAAGUUGGACUGGUGCCCCCCCCCUACAGCGCAGUGAGUCCUGGAGCUCCAGCAGCAGCAGUGGCCUGGUCCAGCCUCGAGUCUCAGACCAGAGCCGGAGGAGCAGCUUCCCCUUCCCACACACCAGCCCUAAGCUCUCAAAGAAGCGACACCAGGAAGGGAGAACUGCACACACGUCUCACACCAGUGACGCGCAUCAGAAGAGGUGCAGAUCUUCUGGGAGCGACGACGGCGGCGCCAACAAACGCUGCCCCCCCUCUCCAGCCACAGACAGAACCGUGAGACCCGUGGCAGCUAACGUCCUGCACCGACAGACUCCCACAACCCCUGACAAGCUCCCUCCCUCGUGCCCACACAAGUCUGGCGUUAAUCAACUUUGUAUUACAUUUAUCAACGAUGAUCUGGUGAAAAUCUGGCCGCCGUCGGGGAAAAGUGAAACCGUGACCAAAACGCACAAAGAGUCCAAAAAGGAGUCGCACAGAAGCAGCUCCGACAGGCAUCGCUCGGCUCACCACGACGGCACCAAUGAACCCGCAGACUUAAACUGCAACAAUGCGAAGGCCAGCGCCGGGCCGAGCUGCCGCAAGCUUCACCGUGUCAAAAAGCCAUCGGUGAUGGACGAUUUAAGUGACCUGUUCGCACCAGAUCCCGUUAACACCGGCAAGGCCCACAAAGCCACGCCAGAAGACAAGGAAAGGAGCAAGAAAAGCGAGACCACGCCCUUGAGGCGUCUCAGUCUACCUGCUAAAAAGGUUUCGCGGUAUGCAAAGGAGAGAGAGGAGAGGAAGAAGAAGCCAAAUGCUGGAGAUUCUCUGGACCUGGACUUGGACCUGGACCUGGAUCUGGACCUGGAUCUGCACUCAGACGGUGACAGCAGCGUCAGCGAGGAUGAGCCUCUGGUGUCCCUCCAGGAGAUCAUGAGCAAGAGCAAGGCCCCUGACAGGCCAGAGAGAGGCCCCCCCCCUGGGCCCGCCCCAGGCUCCAGCGACCACACCGGCGACCACAGCAGACGGCAGGAGCUGUCCUCUGUGAAGACUGGAACCUACACCAACAACCUGGACCUGAUGCUGCAGGAGAUCAACCGCAAGAACAGAGCUAAAGGGACAGCCACGGAGCUCCUCAUGUCCUGUCAGGAGAACCUGCUCAGGAUCGCAGAGUUUGAGGAGCCAGAGAUGAACGAGGAGGAGCCCCUGUCCACGGAGCACCAGCAGAUGCUACAGAGGUAUUCCCUGUGUUCCAGUGCCAUCAGAGAAGUGGCUCCUGGACACAACGUCUUCGAUCUGGAGAAGUUUGGACGUUUCUUCACCCAAGACUCUCUGCAGCUGAGGAACUGUCGUCUGGAGCCGCAGGGCGUGGCUCAGAAGACGCUGCUAUGGUCCAGUCACGCUCAGUUCAAAACCCAAGUCCACAUCGGGCUGUUCCAGGAGGCCUUCCUGCACUCCCCCUGCCCUGCCCCAAUCUCACACUUCCUCUUCAAGAUGAUGUGCGUCCACAGUGACUUCCUGUUGUCGGUGAACAUCCUUAAGAUUCUCAAAGACAUCACUUACUCUGCUGCUGAACACUCAGUGAGAGGCAGUUCCAGGGUCCGUGUGUGGGUUCCUUCUGUAGCAGACGUGGCCCUUGUGUUCCUGAACAUGGGAGUCUCCUUUGAGUCUCUGUUUCCUGUGGAGUCUCUGCAGCCGUCCUUCUCUGAGGCAGAGCUACUUGAAGACGUCCACAUUCAGAGCGAUGGUCCUUCACACCGAACACCCGCCACUUUUCCUGAACACAACUGCUGCAACUUGUUCAAGUUCUUGUGCUGCUGCUGUAGGUUGUGUACUCGCUCCUUCUCUGACAGUGACCUGUGUGUGCUGCUGUCGCUGCUGUGUUCUGUGGCUCUGGACUCUCACCUCGUCCUUAGUGAGGCCAGUGUGGAGCUCUACCCCCUGCUCUACACUCUGCUCAAAAACAUCCGCCACUGGGACCUCAUGAUGCCUAAACUGUGUGUGUCUCUGACGGAGCUCACAGACGACCACCACAACAUGUGUCACCUGGUUCAGAUGUUGCCAGACCACAGCCGCGGGAAGACCCUGCGGCGCCACCUGAGCCUCGCCAUGAUCUCCAAACUGCUGGACGAGCGCUGUGCGUACAGACCUCACACUGCAGAACUGCAGUUGUGUGAGUUGACGCGGUACGUGAGGAGGAUGAAGCCCUCGUCUCUGGAGCGUCUGGUGCGGAGCAGAGGACAGGACGCCCUGAUCCUGGAUCAGCAGGUGUACUAUCUCUGCUACAGCCUUCUGACUCUGACAAACGAAGCCACCAACAUGCAGUGGCUCCAGGCCGAGCAGAAGGAACAUCUGAUGGUUCUGUGUUCUGAGCUGGAGCGCCACGUCAAGUGCCACAUCCGAGAGAGCGAGAAGUGUCUCUACCGCAGUAAGGUGAAGGACCUCGUGGCGAGAAUCUACACAAAAUGGCAGCUUUUACUCCAAAAGUCGAGACCUCUGAAUGGGAAACUCUACGACUACUGGCAGCCACUGCAAGGCGACGCUGGGGGACGCCAAGACAUCCAGGAGAUCUCAUCCAGUCAGAACGGAGCAGAGGAGGAGGAGGAGGCGGAGGAGGCUGGUUCACCACACGACAUGGAUGAGGACAUGGAUGAGGACAUGGAUGAGGACAUGGAUGAGGACAUGGAUGAGGACAUGGAUGAGGACAUGGAUGAGGACAUGGAUGAGGACAUGGAUGAGGACAUGGAUGAGGACAUGGAUGAGGACAGGGGCACAGAGAGACAGACGGGGCCCCCUCCCGGCCCCCCUCUUCCAGCCCCCAACAGAAGCUGA
Messenger RNA from Knipowitschia caucasica, 2829 nucleotides. Lineage: Eukaryota; Metazoa; Chordata; Actinopteri; Gobiiformes; Gobiidae. The record is from the annotation of a GenBank genome assembly.